Messenger RNA from Striga hermonthica, 198 nucleotides. NCBI's taxonomy places the organism in Eukaryota, Viridiplantae, Streptophyta, Magnoliopsida, Lamiales, Orobanchaceae. The record is from the annotation of a GenBank genome assembly.
GACACUCACAAUCAAGCUGGCAUGGUGCACAGUGGUGCAAUAGUGCCCUUACUGGAACUUCUUGAGUCUAAAAAUGAAUUUCUCCAACACAAUGCUGCAUUUGUUCUUUUUGGGCUUGCAGACAACGAAGAUAAUGUUGCAGAUCUUGUUAGGGUAGGGGGUGUUCAGAAGCUUCAAGAUGCUGAAUUUAUUGUCCAA